AUGGGCAGCGACGUGAUCAUCUCAAUAAAUGCAGACAAAAAUUUUAAUACAACCCAAGACUUAUCGCAAGUUACUGAAGAUUCUGUUGGCUUAAGUCUUCAAAUAAAAGGGGACGUUGUUGUGGAUUUGUUUGGUAAAAUUCAAGAGUCAGCGCAGAGAAUUGGAGAUGAUAUAAAAAGUGUUUUUCAAUCAAAAAAUAGAAGGAACAACCAAUAUGAAUCAAGGAUUGUAUUCAAGACUGAUGAAGAUGCACCUGACAAGACUACAGCCACAAAUGUUGUUACAAAUACACAAGUUCCGGUAACGACAGUAAAAAGUGAUUCAGACAGUAAAACGAAUGGAACGGUGCCAGAUGGAAGAGAAAAUUUCAGAGGUGCUUGUGCAACAGGUUACGAGCGUACAGCUGAUGGAAGAUGUAAACCUACUUAUUAA
This is a messenger RNA of Parnassius mnemosyne (clouded apollo), 432 nucleotides long. The record is from the annotation of a GenBank genome assembly. NCBI's taxonomy places the organism in Eukaryota, Metazoa, Arthropoda, Insecta, Lepidoptera, Papilionidae.